Aureobasidium subglaciale EXF-2481 is the source of this 1918-nucleotide messenger RNA. RefSeq lists its product as uncharacterized. The transcript has 7 exons. Gene Ontology annotation, molecular function: dipeptidyl-peptidase activity. The coding region runs from base 92 to 1900 and encodes 602 amino acids. NCBI's taxonomy places the organism in Eukaryota, Fungi, Ascomycota, Dothideomycetes, Dothideales, Saccotheciaceae. The record is from RefSeq and is a predicted model, not a curated record.
CCCGAUUUGAAGAAUCAUAACGCUUCUCCAGAUUGCACUUUCGCUGUUAUCACUCGUUGAGCCUCUUGAACACUGGGUCGCUGCUGCCCCGAUGGACGAAGCUGAAAGAGAGAUCGGGUCAGCCAAGAUACCGCAAUUGUUUCCGGAUGCAGUGUACCACAAGCUCACGCCUGCGCCUGAACAUCCACUGUUCAAUUACAACGGGUUUCACCCGGGCCUUACUUUACUCGAGAAGGGCCACAUCAAAUCCCGCGGAUAUCGAGCAUUUAUGCGAGAUGUCGUUUACGAAAGAGAUAUGGCCAUACAGGUCCGUGACGGGGCAAAGCUUUACGCCGAUGUGUUUCGGCCUGCAGACUCGGAGCAGAACCAUGUGCCAGUCAUCAUACCGUGGAGCCCCUACGGUAAGACUGGCACAGGUCCACAAAAUUACGACUUCAUGGCACCUUAUCGUGCAGGCAUCGCUAAAGACCGCACUUCUGGUUAUGAGAAAUUUGAGGCUCCAGAUCCAGCCGAGUGGUGUGAGCGAGGCUAUGCAGUACUCAAUAUCGAUGCUCGAGGAUCUGGUGUCUCUGAGGGAGAUUUGGCCCACUGGGGUUUACAAGAAGCGGAGGAUAUCUACGAUGUGAUCGAAUUCAUUUCCAAGCAGCCAUGGUGCUCUGGAUCUGUUUGUAUGGCUGGUAACUCAUGGCUGUCGAUGGCGCAAGUGAAUUUUGUUUCAAGGCUUUCACAUCCUGCAUUGAAGGCGAUCGCUCCUUGGGAAUCCCAGACAGAUUGUUACAGGCACUUCGUCGCCCGCGGAGGUAGACCACACAUCAAGAAGUUUCAUGAGAUGAUCAAGAGUGGUUUCGCUGGACCUGGGAAUGCAGAACUCGUCGCCCCGAUGAUCUACAAGAGACCUCUCUACGAUGCGUACUGGGAAGCUAAACGCUUUCCUGUAGAGAACAUCGACAACAUUCCGAUGUAUCUUACCGCAUCCUAUUCGUCGAUGUUACACACGCACGGCUCCUUUGGAACUUUCAGAGAUGCAAAAACAACGCAAAAGUGGCUUCGUGUUCAUCCUUACCAAGAAUGGUACGAUAUCUAUAGGCCCGAGAUUAAUGACGAGCUGCAGAGAUUCUUCGAUCGCUACUGCAAAAAUGUUCAUAACGGCUGGGAAUACGAUACUCCUCCACUAAGAUUGUCUCUACUCGGCUUCGAAGACGAUGGUAGUACCGCUCGAACCGUGGUGGAACGACCGGAGGAAGCAUGGCCUCUUGCACGAGAGAAACAGAUGUAUCUCUUCCUUAAUGCUUCUGAUAUGACAAUGAUGAUUGAGCCAGUGCCCGAGGCUUCCUCAAUCAGCUACGAUGGACACAGUCUGGACAGCUCCGCGGACUUUCGAUUUUUCUUCCCAGAAGACACGGAGUUAGCCGGAUAUUCCAAGCUUGUUUUACACGUAUCCUGCAACGAACAUGACGAGAUGGACGUCGUCUGCCAGAUACGGAAGAUCGAUGCUAGCGGACGUCCUCUGCAACACCUCAACUAUCCAGUCCCAGUGGCCAUCGAGGAGAUUGAUGAUUUCAAUACUGCAAAGACGCUCGGUCCCCAAGGUUUCCUUCGUGCAUCCCAUGCGGUCACUUUGGAUGAAGGCAAGUCGCGUGGUAAUGACCUCUUCUACACGCAUGAUCGUCAACAAGCUAUUCCGCCUGGUGAGAUUACGCUGUUGGAGAUCCCAUUAUGGCCCAUCGGCAUGGUGUUUGCUAAAGGAGAAGGAAUAAUGCUCCGAGUGAGCGGCCAUGACAUGUCCCUCCCUGAGACAGGUCUUUGUAUUCUGGAUGAACCCGAGGACGAGAAUGUCGGAAAGCACGUGAUACACACUGGCGGUACGUAUCGUAGUGUCUUGUGUAUACCUACAAUAUGAACAUUGAACCCAUGCCGA